Messenger RNA from Trichomonas vaginalis G3, 396 nucleotides. RefSeq lists its product as uncharacterized. The transcript has a single exon. Bases 1 to 396 code for a protein of 131 amino acids. Lineage: Eukaryota; Parabasalia; Trichomonadida; Trichomonadidae. The record is from RefSeq and is a predicted model, not a curated record.
AUGGGUCUCGUAAGAACUAUCACAAUCGACGGCGUUAAAUAUGUCAUGCAAUACCCUGGACCACAAAAGAGAACUACGGGAACUUUCAUUGCAGCCGAUGAAAUUGUACUCGCUCUUGGAUGCAUUUUUAGUACUACGCCUGAAAUUUAUGCUGAGAUGAUAUAUGAUUUGCUCCACUUAAAUCAAGAAACAGUACAACCUUGGGAUGUUUACAAUGUUGUAUUGGAAAGCAAGUUUUGGAAAAUUUUCAAAAUUUUACUUGGUAUUAGUCAUGACAUGAUGUUUCGUGCUCAUUUCUUUACUAUAUUUCAGUGCAUAGUUCAACUCAUGCCAGAUGAUCUAAAGAAAGUAAAUCCAAAAGUAAUGUUUAUUUUAGAAUGUACAGCAAAUGACUGA